AUGUCACCACCACUAAUUCUCGUCCUCCUCCUCCUCUGCUCCGCCUCCGCCACCGCCUCCGCAGCCGGCAAAUCCACCACCACACCCGCCGCCGCCGCUCCAGCUACCACCCCAACCUCUUCCCCGGUCACCGUCCCUCCUCCCAAGACCAUCCCAUCUCCUUCCACUUCAACUCACUCCACACUCGACCCAAAGCAGCUCCGAGCCCUGCAGUCGCUCAGCAUUCCCACGGCCAAAGACCCCUGCGCCCAGCCUUCCCCUCACAACGCCACACUCUGCGACGCCGCCUCCCCAUUCCGCCACGUCGUCUCCCUCCACCUCUCCAACUGCUCCGACGACGUUUCCCUCUCCUUCACCGCCCUCAAGUCCCUCUCCACCCUCCACACUCUCUCCUUCACCGACUGCCCCAUUACCCCUAUCCGCUUCCCUUCAGAUCUCGCCCUCGCCCUCCGCUCUUUCUCUUGUGCGCAUUCUCUCAAACGCCUCACGGGCGUCUGGCUCUCCCACUUCGCCAACCUCACCGACCUCACCGUAACCGAUGUCCCCGUCACCGCCAGCGGGCUCUACGUCGUCAUCGGGAAUAUGCGCGAGCUCCGGUCGCUCACCAUCACGAAUGCGAAUCUCACGGGCUCGAUUCCGAAGCAUUUGGUGGAGAAUCUCACCCAUGUGGAUCUUUCGGGUAACAGGCUUAAGGGUAGGAUACCCAGUUCAAUUGCAAUCCUCGAGAAUCUAGAAAGCCUCAAUCUCUCCUCCAAUUCGCUCGCCGGGGAGCUGCCGGCGAACUUCGGGGACUUGAUUUCGCUGAAGAAUGUGUCGCUGGCGUCCAAUUCGUUGUCCGGGUCCAUCCCGGAUUCCAUUUCGGCUAUUCCAGGUUUGGAGCAUCUCGAUCUGAGUUCGAACCAGUUCAAUGGCACAAUCCCCAAGUUCUUGACCGACAUGAAGCAUCUCAAGCACUUGAAUCUCGCCAACAACGGCUUCCACGGCAUUUUGCCGUUCAAUGCCUCGUUUCUCAAGAGAUUGGAGGUCUUCAAAAUCAGGGGUAACGACAAUUUGUGCUACAACCGUACGAGCUUGCCGUCCAAGUUGAAGCUAGGGAUUGCUCAGUGCGACAAGCACGGAUUGCCCAUGUCCCCGCCGCCGUCGAAGGAUCUGACUUCAGGGGGUGACGACGACUCGUCGGAUUACGACGAUGGAGACGACGACGGAUCGAGUAGCAAGAAAGAGAGUCAUCAUGGGCCGAAUAAGGUUGUACUAGGCCUUGCGAUUGCCCUCUCUUCCAUUGUUUUCCUCAUUGUUUUCCUUAUUCUUCUGUCCAAGAGAUGCACCUGA
Messenger RNA from Linum tenue, 1329 nucleotides. Lineage: Eukaryota; Viridiplantae; Streptophyta; Magnoliopsida; Malpighiales; Linaceae. The record is from the annotation of a GenBank genome assembly.